Parnassius apollo (apollo) is the source of this 411-nucleotide messenger RNA. NCBI's taxonomy places the organism in Eukaryota, Metazoa, Arthropoda, Insecta, Lepidoptera, Papilionidae. The record is from the annotation of a GenBank genome assembly.
AUGGCUGUCCGUCUUCAUAAAUUAUUUCAAUAUAUUGAUGGCUUCAAAUCUGAACAUAACGUGAAAGGCUUUCUUCAUGUGGGUAAUGACUACGCUGUUUUUCUCAGAGUCCCUAAAUCUCACGACAAAUACCUCAUUUACGAAUUAUAUGAAACAAGACAAGCUAGUGACAUUAAUACGGACAAACCUAAGCUACUUGCAAUAUCAAAAGUGCCUAUAAACUAUAUACGUGAACAACUUGACACGUUUCAUAUUGAACUUUAUAAAUCGAAAUAUGAAGAUAGUAAUGUUAUUCCUGGAACAAAAGUGAAAACUCUAAGGGAGUGGCAAAUAGAUAAAUCACUUUCGUAUAAUGAUACAAACGGCUUGAUUUUCGCUGACGAACCAGAUGUAUUGCGAACUGUUUUGUGA